AUGCAGAUCAUGGUUUGUUUGGCAUCCGUGUAUGGAGCGUGGACUAUCAGAGACAGAAAAUGGUAUUUUGAGGUUGAUAAAACGAGAGGAGGUAGAAUGUUCUACCUGCAGGAUGAUUGUAAACAUGAAGAGCUGGUUGAAAUGGUUGUGAACGACUACAUGUUGCAAGUUAAUGGCGAGCUGCUGGAGUUGUCAUAUCCAUUACCAGCUGCUAUGAUGGAGAAAUUGCCAACGGAUUCACCUCCUAUGUAUGUGACGAACGACAGACAAGUUGGGAGCUUGGUGGAGUUAUGUAAGGAGCAUGUGGUCCGUCUUUGCGUCUCGACCCGCGUUGGUAUGGGAAGGAACUACAACGAACCAAUACAUGAGUGUGUCCAAGAAGAAAAGUCUGAAGAGGUGGAUAAAGAAGACGUGGAAGAAGAAUUCGGUGAUGAAGGCUGGGAUGAUAACGAGUCUGAUGAUGUAAACUGGAAUGACAAAGCAUGGGAUGUAAAUUCAGAAGAUGAAUCUGAUGAUACUCAUGACAAUGAUAGUGCUGAUGAUGUCGACAACCCCGACGAUAUCGAUGCAGAUUAUAGUAAGUAUGGCAAGGUGAAAGAUGAGGAAGAGGGUGAAGAGAGUUUGUCUUUCCGUGAAAGGCUCCGUAGAGGUUUCUUUCCGUGA
Messenger RNA from Microthlaspi erraticum, 663 nucleotides. NCBI's taxonomy places the organism in Eukaryota, Viridiplantae, Streptophyta, Magnoliopsida, Brassicales, Brassicaceae. The record is from the annotation of a GenBank genome assembly.